AGGCGGUCCCAGGCUGGUAGGGCGGAGCCCGCCGCCUCCAGCCUUGACUGCGGGACUCAACCCGCUCCAGAGCACAGCUGAGCCGAGCCCACCUGUCCAGGUCCCCAUCCCAGCCUUGGCAAUGACCCUGGCGGCUUCCUCCCAGCGCUCCCAAAUCAUUCGCUCCAAGUUCCGAUCUGGCCAGGCUCUUGGACACUCCCUUCCCGCCUUUCUCCUCCCACCUCCCUCCACAGUCCUCCAGCUUCGGAUCCACAGACGCUAUCAGGACACGAGCCUCUCAGGGUCCUUUGCUGCCUCUGCAUUCUCGGAUCCAGAUCCAUGGAUCUCAGCCGCAGACCCGGCUCUGGCUCCGGCCCCAGCCUCACCCUUGAGCCCAGCGCCUUUCCUCUUCAGCCCUGGGGUCCUUCUCCCUGAGCCAAAACACUACCCUUGGCGGUCCCUGAAGAAGGAGUCUCCCAAGAUCUCCCAACAUUGGAGGGAGCCCAAGCCCAAGGAGCACUUGACAUACCACCAGUACAUGCCCCCAGAGCCGAGACAAGGGUCCAGGGCAGACCCCCAGGCUGAAGGGCCGGCCUUGGGUCCCCCUGGACCACCUCCAUGGGAAUGGACAAACUCACAGCAGCCACCUCCUAGGAUGAAGCCCAGUCCCCUCACUCCCUCCCCACCAGGACUCCCCAGCCCCUCGCCCUCUCCACACAAGCUGGAACUUCAGACUCUCAAACUGGAGGAGCUGACGGUCUCAGAGCUCCGGCAGCAGCUGCGCCUGCGGGGCCUCCCGGUGUCUGGGACCAAGUCGAUGCUCCUGGAGCGCAUGCGCGGCGGCGCCCCGCCCCGCGAGCGGCCGAAGCCGCGGCGCGAGGACGGUCCGGCGGGUGCUCCCUGGCCUCGCUUCAGGCGCAAGGCUUUGGGAGCCGCUGGGAGGCCGGGCUCGUUCAAGCCGAGUCCAACAUCUCACUCGCUGCCCCCUCCACGUGCCGCGGAAACCCUUGUGACGGCUCUGGCUCCUGCUCCGGCUCCGGCUGCAUCGACGGCUCAGGCUCCAGCUCCAGUGCCGAUCCCUUCCUCAGCACCAGCCUCGACAGCCCUGACACUGGAGGAGGAGCUGCAGGAAGCGAUCCGCAGAGCGCAGUUGCUUCCGAACCGGGGCAUCAGUGACAUCCUGGAGGAUCAGGUGGAGCCUGAGGACAUGCUGCCCCCCAUCCCCCUGGACUUCCCCGGCUCCUUCGACUUGCUGUCCCCCUCCCCGGACUCUGAAGGCCUCUCAUCUGUCUUCUCUUCCUCGCUCCCAUCCCCCACGAACUCCCCGUCCCCCUCUCCCAGGGGCCCCACCGACUCCUUGGAUUGGCUGGAGGCUCUGAGUGGGGGUCCCCCACUGGGCUGUGGCCCCCCAGCCCCCAGCAUUUUCUCUGCUGACUUAUCUGAUUCCAGUGGCACCAGGCUGUGGGACCUGCUGGAGGAUCCAUGGUGAUGGAUUUGGGGUUUCCAGGGACUGUGAACUGGGGGGGGAUGGAGAGGCCACAGAGACAGACUCCCUGAGGGAGGGGUUGGAACAACCAGCAGAGUCCCUCCCACCACAGCCACAAAAUCAGAGACAACUCUCAUCCCCACCUGGCCCCUGCACUGCUGCUGACAUGCCCACCUCCUGACUUCUGCCUGACCUCCAUAUGAUCCCCUCCAUGGUUGUGUGGUUGGGGGCAAAGAGGUUUCAUUUGCUGCUGACCAGGGCAAAACAAGCUGCUUGCUGCUUC
This is a messenger RNA of Balaenoptera acutorostrata (minke whale), 1748 nucleotides long. It is a transcript of the gene MAMSTR, whose product is annotated as MEF2 activating motif and SAP domain containing transcriptional regulator. Gene Ontology annotation, molecular function: transcription coregulator activity. Lineage: Eukaryota; Metazoa; Chordata; Mammalia; Artiodactyla; Balaenopteridae. The record is from RefSeq and is a predicted model, not a curated record. The transcript is spliced from 10 exons. The coding region runs from base 122 to 1468 and encodes 448 amino acids. Gene Ontology annotation, biological process: regulation of transcription by RNA polymerase II. Gene Ontology annotation, cellular component: nucleus.